Pezoporus occidentalis (night parrot) is the source of this 3591-nucleotide messenger RNA. It is a transcript of the gene PRKACB, whose product is annotated as protein kinase cAMP-activated catalytic subunit beta. The transcript has 10 exons. Gene Ontology annotation, cellular component: nucleus. The coding region runs from base 406 to 1422 and encodes 338 amino acids. Gene Ontology annotation, molecular function: ATP binding; protein serine/threonine kinase activity. Gene Ontology annotation, biological process: protein phosphorylation. The record is from RefSeq and is a predicted model, not a curated record. NCBI's taxonomy places the organism in Eukaryota, Metazoa, Chordata, Aves, Psittaciformes, Psittacidae.
GGUCUAAGGUUGCCAUGGAAACAACCAGUGCUUGAUAUAAUUGAGAACAUCUUAAAACCUCCUGGUGUUUGCAUGCUUUUUUUUCCCCCUGCCAUUUUGCGUUGCUUUAGACAUGAAUAGGUAGCGCUGGUCAGAACAGUAGUAGUUUAAUGAGCAAAACUAAAUCCCGGUGUCCUGAAUAUUGAUUUUGGUUUACUACUGGUACCUUGUGCUUCAUAGUUUUUUUUGCAUCGCAAGGAGCUUACAAGAAAGAGCAGCUCUCUGGAUUCUGUGUGCUCUCUCUUUCCAGUUACAGUAUAAGUGUGUUUAGAUAUUGGAGCACUGAUUUGGUUGAGAUUAAAAUACUUCAUUCAGCCGUUGGAUUAAUAUUAGGAGCAAUAUGUUUCUGAAAGCUGGCUUUUCAACAUGAAUGUGAAAGAGUUCCUAGCCAAAGCCAAAGAAGACUUUUUAAGAAAAUGGGAAAGCCCCCCUCAGAAUACUGCUGGCCUAGAUGAUUUUGAGAGGCAAAAAACCCUUGGAACAGGAUCAUUCGGGAGAGUAAUGAUGGUGAAACAUAAAGCCACAGAACAGUAUUAUGCUAUGAAGAUACUGGACAAACAGAAGGUCGUCAAACUGAAGCAAAUAGAACACACACUGAAUGAGAAGAGAAUAUUGCAAGCGGUGAACUUUCCUUUCCUUGUAAAACUGGAGUAUUCUUUUAAGGACAAUUCUAAUUUAUACAUGGUAAUGGAGUAUGUUCCUGGUGGUGAAAUGUUUUCACAUCUAAGAAGAAUCGGAAGGUUCAGUGAACCACAUGCACGGUUUUAUGCAGCUCAGAUAGUGCUAACAUUUGAGUACCUCCAUUCAUUAGACCUCAUCUACAGAGAUCUAAAGCCUGAAAAUCUUUUAAUUGAUCAGCAAGGAUACAUCCAGGUCACGGACUUUGGCUUUGCAAAAAGAGUAAAAGGAAGAACUUGGACGUUAUGUGGGACUCCAGAAUACCUGGCACCUGAAAUAAUUCUCAGCAAGGGUUACAACAAGGCAGUGGAUUGGUGGGCAUUAGGAGUGCUAAUCUAUGAAAUGGCAGCUGGAUAUCCCCCAUUCUUUGCAGAUCAGCCCAUUCAAAUUUAUGAGAAGAUUGUGUCUGGCAAGGUAAGGUUCCCAUCACACUUCAGUUCAGACCUAAAGGAUCUUCUAAGAAAUUUACUCCAGGUAGAUUUGACCAAACGAUAUGGAAAUCUCAAGAAUGGUGUAAAUGACAUAAAGAAUCACAAGUGGUUUGCAACUACAGAUUGGAUUGCCAUUUAUCAGAGAAAGGUAGAAGCUCCAUUCAUACCAAAGUGCAGAGGUCCUGGAGAUACCAGCAACUUUGAUGACUAUGAAGAAGAAGAUAUUCGUGCGUCUCUAACAGAAAAAUGUGCAAAAGAAUUUGCUGAUUUUUAGUAGGAGUAAGAGGACAAGAUGACAUCAGGGCUCACAUUGGGAUCUUUGCACUCUGUUAACAGAUGAGGUGGAGCUGAGACCAUCAUAUGUCAAAACAGUUACCUAGUUACUUCAUUCCACAAAGCUGACUGAGGUCUUUAUUGCCAUCUUCCAUGUGUGCAGUUUGCACCAACCCUUCUAACUAGGCACAAUUAAGCAAGCACUGUUUGUGCAGUAACACAGAAUAAUAGACCACUUUCCUACUUAACUUUGGUUUCUGUCGUUCUUUGUUUCUGUGUAUUGUUCAUUUUCCCCCUUUAAAAUGAAGUAGUUUUUUACCCAAGAAUGCUCCAUUUUAUUUUGAAUAAUGUAUUAUUUGUGUGAGUGAAAUGGAAGGUGUUGCGGCUAGUGUGAUUUAGACUGAAGUGAAAGAUAAAUGUUGCUUCUAGUCUGUGCCAGCCAAUAAUUCUUGUCUGUCUUGUGUCUGAUGCUACAAUUUAUAAAAAAUUUUUAGUAGCUCAGACUAAACCUAGCCAACAUUUUUAGCAUUUUUGAAGGUAGUAUUUAUCGCCAUAUAAAUGUCUGCUAAAUUAACUUAAAAACGUUUCUUCCUGGAGACUGACCAAAAUUCAGUAGAAUCAAUUGGAUGGCUUAUGUAGGGGACAGUAGCUAGACCCUGUGCCUUGGUUUUCUACAUCCCUGCAGUUUUCGUCACUGCCUCCUUCGUUUCUAUUUCCCACCUAGGCAGUAGGUAAAUUGCCAUAACUAGACUGUACCAUGGAGAGCUUACAGUCUUGUGAAAAGGAGUAAUAAUAUCUGGUCUGGAUUUUGGACCAUAUUUAACCAAGUCAACUUACCAGCAUUUCUGUUGGCAGGUAUGAAAUGGCUUUUUUAAGAACAUGAACCCUAAACUCUUAAAGGAAGUUUUGGUCAGUAUUGUAGAGAAUAUGAUUCAUUUUGAUUCACAUUUUCUUUCUGGUUUGUUUUUUUGGUUUGUUUUUUUUUUAAUGCCAGCGUUUGGGCUCCCCAAGUAUUCCUUGUUUCAAGCCUUUUUUGAUUAAAAAAGGCACCCAUUAAAAUCACCACCACCACACCACAAAAAGCAAAAUGCGCUCUGCCAUUAGCUAUGAAAAACAAAUGGUUUCGCAAAUGCAACAUAACGUUCUAGAUGCAUCGCUGGAUGAACACGGUUAUUUUUUGUUAGCUGUUAAGAAUAAGAGGUUCUUGCCAAGUUUUUAUUCCGGUAUACUAUAUUAGUAAACUGAGGAUGGAGUACUGCUACAAUCAUUUUCUUUUUAAUUACAGCACUUCAUUCACGAAGAAAAGAGAUAAAGUUUCAAAACUGCAGCAGCUGGGUUUAUUUUAGUUGCGUUGUGUCUUCAUUUCUAAUCUACUUUCUUUCAGUCAAACAGAAUGUAUGGUCACACAGAUAUAAGUAUUUGGGCUUAAUUGUUUUGUAUACUCUCACCAACUGACUUAAAAGAUACCGCUAUCAUGUGCUAGCUUUGGGCACUUUUACACAUUUAAUUCAAUGUUAAUAAUCAGUGGCUCAGCACUUUUUUGGGAGUUGCUUUUAAACUUAUUCAUAGUAGUUUUAUUUGUACACUUGAUUCUGGCUGUCUCAGUGACCUGUCUUAAAACAGCACAUCUAAACAAUUUAAACUAGACUCAUAUUUUAUGAUCAAUUUACAUGCAUACAAGGAUGAAUUGUUUUUAAAGAAAAUGAGCUAUAUUGAUACAUAGCCAUUGUAUUUGUUUGAAUGCCAAUGCAAAUACACCACUGGCAUUCCCUCCUUUUAAUCUGUAUGGCACUCCUUUAAGAAAAGCCUUUGUAGACAUUUUACAAAAGAAUGAGAGACGUACCAUCAACAUUCUGUAUGUUUAGGUUGUUGAGCAUUUUUGCACAACGUCAUUAGGAGGCUGAUACUGAAUGCAGUCUUUGUCCACCCAUAUUUACAUAUGUGCAAGGAAAGUAUAAGAUACUUUGCUGUAGCAAAUUUUAUGUAACAAAGAUAUAUCGUCACAUUAAUAAAUUUAAAGAAAUCCUUUGUAUGAAAAUGUUAAAAUCUUUUGUAUUUCAUUUAGACCAAGGACAUGCUGCUGUAUGCUAGCUGUAUGCGAUAAAUUCUACAGUAACUUUGUUGUCGUUUAUGAACUUUAAAAGAUUUUAAUAAAUGUUGGAGAUCACAA